CUGGCUGUGUCCUAGGGGAGCUGCUGUUACAUAAGCCCCUGCUGCCAGGGCGUUCAGAGAUUCACCAAAUGGAACUAAUCAUCGAUUUGCUUGGAACACCCAAUGACACGAUAUGGCCUGGGUAUUCGAAGCUGUCAGCACUGGAGAAUUUCACCCUCAAGCAGCAGCCGUACAACAACGUGAAGCAUUUCUUUCCCUGGCUCUCACCAGCUGGCGUUCGCCUUUUGAAUUUCGUCUUUAUGUAUAACCCAAAAAAAAGAGCCACUGCCGAGGAGGCACUCAAAGUUCCUAUUUCUCUGAACCUCCCUUGCCCUGUGAAGCAGAACUUAUGCCUUCAUUCCCGCAGCAUCGAAACUUGAAGCGGUCUUUCAUGGGAGGCUUUUCAGACAGACUGGGACACAUUACUCAAGACCUG
This is a messenger RNA of Rhipicephalus microplus (southern cattle tick), 415 nucleotides long. RefSeq names its product cyclin-dependent kinase 10 (gene Cdc2rk). Gene Ontology annotation, cellular component: nucleus. Lineage: Eukaryota; Metazoa; Arthropoda; Arachnida; Ixodida; Ixodidae. Gene Ontology annotation, biological process: regulation of mitotic cell cycle; protein phosphorylation. Gene Ontology annotation, molecular function: ATP binding; cyclin-dependent protein serine/threonine kinase activity. The record is from RefSeq and is a predicted model, not a curated record.